Messenger RNA from Lineus longissimus, 903 nucleotides. RefSeq lists its product as uncharacterized. Lineage: Eukaryota; Metazoa; Nemertea; Pilidiophora; Heteronemertea; Lineidae. The record is from RefSeq and is a predicted model, not a curated record. Bases 1 to 903 code for a protein of 300 amino acids. The transcript has a single exon.
AUGAAUGGAAAGUUGACAUCGUUGAAAGGAGGAAUAAAUUGGCCAAAAACAGUAACACAGGGGACAACGAGCCCAAUAGGUAUUAACAAAUCGACACACGUCGAUUAUGAAAAGAAUAUAACGAACACAUUUCCGUUAGAUGGUGCUCUACAACUUAAAGGUAAAAUAGGGAAGAUACAUCGGGCCAGGGAAUUGUCACAAAAGCAUCGCGUGGUCUUUAUGGAUUUGCUAAGCAAGUUUCUACAGCUCGCCGAAGAGCUGAAGUUGAUUUACUUCAUAUACGGCGGAAGCUUACUGGGAAGCUGGCGUCAUCACGGUUUCAUCCCCUACGAUGAUGACCUUGAUAUUAUUGUCAACAAUUCCCAAAAGGCGGAGCUGUUGAAAGCAAUAACUAAGUUGAACCCAGAUUAUGUUGGCGGAGACGGGCGACCAGUUAUAAAAUUUUGGUCAAAGAACUCCACGGUUGCAAUAAAAGGUAUGCUGCACCAUUGGCCAUUUAUAGACAUUUCGUUUUUCAAAGAAACCAAGACAUACGUAUGGGACACAAUGAUACCAAAUGUAAAUCACAACAAAGUUGAUGUUUUCCCUUUACACAAGCGACCAUUCGAAGGCGUCAUGGUUAACGCGCCGCAAAAUUCGGCGAAAAUGUUGAAGCGGUUGUACGGUUCGCGAUCGGCUGCGAUCUGCAAGACCUUGCACUUCAGCCACAGAGAAGAGAAAGACAUAGGGAAAUCGCACGUCCACGAUAAGUUGUGUAGGACCUUUAGGGGCGUCUACCCUUUUGUUGAGCGGAGGUUCCUUAAGGGUGAAAUGGAGGAGAAACUGAUGCUGGGGGACAGGGUAGUUCACACGAAGAUGGUUGAUGAACCGAAGUACGGCUGGACGCCGAUAUAUUCUUACUAG